AUGGGUAUUCCCGCGGCUUUCCGGUGGCUUUCUUCCAGAUAUCCCAAGAUUAUCUCACCGGUAAUUGAGGAUCAGCCCCUUACCAUGGAAGAUGGCUCCACGAUUCCUGUCGAUACGACUCGUCCAAACCCGAACGGCGAAGAGUUUGAUAACCUCUAUCUCGAUAUGAACGGCAUCGUCCAUCCUUGCUCUCAUCCUGAAGAUCGACCAGCUCCCAAAGAUGAGGAGGAGAUGAUGAUGGAAGUCUUCAGAUAUACCGAUCGCGUGGUCAACAUGGUUCGGCCCAGGAAGAUACUCAUGAUUGCAGUUGAUGGUGUUGCACCUCGAGCCAAGAUGAACCAGCAGCGGUCGAGACGAUUUCGUUCCGCACAAGAAGCCCAGGAGAAGGAGAAGGACAAGCAAGAACUUAUCAAACUCCUCAAGCAACAGAAUGGUGGUAAUUUAACUGCCGAAAGCGAAGAGACUGUCUUAAAAAAGGCUUUCGACUCGAACUCGAUCACCCCUGGAACACCUUUCAUGGACAUCCUCGCCCUCAGCUUGAGAUAUUGGUGUCAGUACAAACUCAACACGGAUCCUGGCUGGGCGAAACUCAAAAUCAUCAUUUCCGAUGCUACUGUUCCUGGAGAGGGAGAGCACAAGAUAAUGAAUUUUGUUCGGUCCCAGCGGGCAUCACCAGAUCAUGACCCCAACACUCGGCAUGUGAUCUACGGUCUUGAUGCCGAUCUUAUCAUGCUGGGGCUUGCAACGCAUGAGCCUCAUUUCCGUGUCCUUCGUGAAGACGUCUUCUUUCAGGAACAGAAGGCACGUUUGUGUAAGCUCUGUGGCCAGAAAGGCCAUGAUGCCCAGAAUUGCCGCGGCGAGGAAAAGAAGAAAGAAGGCGAACAUGACGAGAAGGACAAAGGAGUCGCUCUCAAGCCUUUCAUCUGGCUUCAUGUCGCUGUGCUGCGAGAGUACCUGGAAGUUGAGCUGAGCGUCCCUAAUCUGCCCUUCCGCUUCGACGUGGAACGUGCGGUUGAUGAUUGGAUCUUUAUGUGCUGUUUCGUGGGUAACGAUUUCUUACCGCAUCUUCCAGCCCUGGAAAUCCGAGAGCAUGGAAUUGAUACUCUGACCAAAAUUUGGAAAGACAAUCUGCCUGUUAUGGGCGGCUACGUUACCAAAGAUGGCCACAUUGAUCUUGAAAGAGCGCAGGUCAUUCUGAGCGGUUUGGCCAAGCAAGAAGAUGAUAUCUUCAAGCGGCGAAAAGAACAGGAAGACCGACGUGAGGCCAACUUCAAGCGGAGAAAGCUGCAGAACGAAAAUAAUGGUCGAGGCGGACGCCAGGGUGGACCUGCUCAUCCGAAGAAGAUCAACGGCCUCGAAAACCCUGCCAACGUGCUACUCCAACCCAUUACCUCCUUUUCUGGGCCGAACGAGCAGAGACUGACGCACGACAUGAUUGUGAACCGCAAUAGCGCGCCAGAUGCGAACGCUGCCAACAAGAGCGCCGCUAGUGUACUCAAAGCCCAACUCCAGUCGCAAAAGUCACUAUCAAACGCGAAACCAGCGGAACCGGAUGAAGAUUCUGUUUCCGCUUUAGGAAAACGAAAGGCGUCAACUCUCGAAGAAGGGGAUAGUUCAGCUCCUGAUACAUCCAAUGCGCCAACUCCAGCAGCCCCAGCAGAGGAGGGCCCCGUCGAUGAUGUGCGCCUCUGGGAGGACGGCUAUGCUGAUCGAUACUACGAGAAGAAGUUCCACAAAGAUCCCCAAGAUAUCGAGUUUCGUCACGAGGUUGCACGAGCUUAUGUGGAGGGUCUUGCUUGGGUCUUGCUGUACUACUUCCAGGGUUGCCCCUCUUGGGAGUGGUAUUACCCCUACCAUUACGCCCCAUUUGCAGCUGACUUCCAAGAUAUCGCCAAGAUGAAGAUCUCCUUCGAGAAGGGCAGAAUAUCCAAGCCCUUCGAGCAGUUGAUGAGUGUCUUGCCGGCUGCGUCACGCCAUGCCCUUCCGGAGGUUUUCCACGAUCUCAUGCUUAAUCCAGAAAGCAAUAUCAUUGACUUCUAUCCGGAGGACUUCGAGAUUGAUCUCAAUGGCAAGAAGAUGGCCUGGCAAGGUGUUGCGUUGCUUCCUUUCAUUGAGAUGCCUCGCCUACUAGCGGCCGUUCAAGCAAAAUACCCAGAACUCAGUGCAGCAGAUUCAGCACGCAACGAAAUGGGCAGAGAUGUUUUGAUUUUCUCAGAAGCCCAUGAGAGCCUGUACGAUGAUGUUCUAACCAAGUUCUACUCCAAGAAACAAGGGGACUCCAAAUUCAAGCUGAACCCGAAAAAGAGUGACGGCUUGUCGGGCAAGGUCGAGAAGAAAGAGGGAUAUGUUCCUCAUAGUGAAUUGAAGUACCCUCUUGACAGGAAUGGUAUGCCCAAUCUCGACUAUGAUCGAUCAGUCAGCGUCUACUACGACAUGCCUUCCGUUUCACAAACACACAAGUCGAUGCUCCUUCGUGGGGUUCAGCUACCAAAGCCUGCUCUCACACAAAGCGACAUUCAAGAUAUCCGGAACAAGGCCAACCGCGGAGGCAGGAACGGCGGUUUCGGACGAGGCCACAAUCGAGGUGGCUACAACGGCCCUGGUAUGUCGCGUGGGCCUCAGCAUGACCGGCACCAAGGAGGAUAUGGCAGAUCAAAUGACCACUACCCUCCACCGGCCGCUUCUCAUGUGCCUCCACCACCAGGAGCCCCUGGAUUCGGGAUUGGAGUACCACCGCCGCCCCCACCAGCUCAUUAUUACAAUCAACAGCAGUACGAUAACCGCCAUGGUGGUGCUCCAGGCUAUAACCAUCAAUACAGAGGCCCACCGCAGCCACCUCCUGGUGCUUCUGGUUAUCAGGGCUAUGGAGGACAGUCCUAUGAUAGAGGACGAGGCUCAGGAGGAUACGGCUCAGGAGGCUAUGGUUCUCGAGUACGCAAGGGUCAGUUGCAUGCUCGAGGCCCCAGGAUGGUGGGAGCUGUCGUUGGAAUGUUUGGCUAUGUCUGGUCCAUGUCUGAAAACGGCGAGCUCCCCUAUACGUGCUACCCCUGUGGGUACUGUUCGCGGGGUUUGGCACGAACGCUUAAUGCCUGCCCGGUCAGAGGAACGAGCGACUCCCAACUUGAUCUCUCCCAAAUCUGCGUAUUCACGCUCAAUGCUGUCGUGAUCAUGAAUUGCGACGCAAGCCUAGUCGGCUGCCUUGUCGACAGGCUCGCUACCAGACUCCCCCAUCGAGCUGGCACCAGUGGCCACAGCCUACAACAAGACGAUGUCCUCCACGUUACAAGAGCCACGUUGGUUGAACUAGGAAAUACAUCCAUAUCCACAGUCAUCGCGUCGCUUCUGGUUCUACUCGAGGACCUUGCUCGCCCUUACGCAGCCGUCGCCGACCACCCCAGCCAUAUCUUGGCUUCCGAGCUCUACAUUGUCGCCGUUAUUGCAGACUGCUGUUCUUCUCAUUGGGCCUCUCUCUCACAAGACACAGAUGUAAAACCGAGCCCGACUCCUCCUCCGCUGGACGAAGUGCUUGUGAGCCGCCUCUUCGACGCGUUCAAGCACCUUCUUGAACCGAUCCCCGAGAACUGUAUACUUCCAGCCCAGACUCUACUUGACCAAGUCUCGACGCGCAAUGUCUCCGUCACUCGCCCCGAAAGCUCUUCUGUCUCAUCCGACGCCGAUAGCUCUCCCCCGAGCGACGAGAGGUUUGCAGAGACAUUGGUGGAAAUGGAUAUCCACAUCAAGGCAGUGACCGAGUAUGUCACAACUUCCAGUUGGACUGCUGCCUUCGACUAUUUGAGGAAUGUCAUAUACACUAUUCGAACUAGUAUUGUUACGCAGCCUGGCGUCUCUACGCCUGGAUCUACUCAAGAUGCUGAGAGAGCAGCCCUCGUCGUUUUGCGAUUGCUCUCCUUCUUCUGGGUUGAUGGCCCAAAGCUGAGCCAAGUUAUACAAGAGAUCUGCUCAAGCUUCCUACACUUCCGAAAGCCUUACCAAAACACUAUUGCUGUAGUAUCUCCAUUGCUGAUCAUGAGAUGGCUGGAUCGGUUCCCUCGCGAGUUCGUGCAGCUUCACCAGCUUCACAAGCGACUUGAUGGCGGAGCUGAUACCCUGUUUGACAUGGCGCAGGCUGCGACGGAUAAUGGACGCCGAAAAGGUCUACUCUACCCUCUCCAAACCACUUUGCUUUUCCUCUUGCCGGAUGUUUUUGAAGUAGCGAGCAAUAUGCGCGAAGCAAAGAGCAGCAGCAUGGUGAAGAAGGUUUCCUUUCUAGAUGGACUAAGAAAAGCUUCGCGCAAUCGAAACGAGCAAGCAGCUUACUGUCUGGUUUCUCUGCUCCGUGCUGCAAGACAUUUCGAUGUUGAAAGCGACUCAGCCCUUGUCAGUUAUGCCUUGGAUGUUCAGGACGAGGUCCGCGAUGCUGUUUUUCGCCGUCUUACCGCAUCGGAAUACGGACUCUUUGAUCAGGACAUGAUGACCGCAGCCUUUGUGAGCUUGACCCAUCUCAAUCUUGAUACGAGUGUCAGCGGCUUUGUUGAAAGCUGUAUCGCUCCAAAUGCCCCAAGUAGUUUUAAGUUAGCUACUGUUCAGGGAUGUACGUAUUUCGCUCAACAGCCAUAUGCUCUAAGGUACCACGAACUUUUUGAUGCGGCAAUACCCUUCAUGCGGACGCAAUUAGAGACUGAGAAUGCCAAGGCUGUUAGUACGACGAGUCGACAAGGGAGUGAAAGGACAGAACUGGUCUGCAGCAUUCUCCAAUUCUUGGAUGCAUCCCCAGCUCGCUUGUUAGAUGAUCUGUCAAAAGAUGGUUCAAAUAAUAGCUUCUUCAAGUCCUUCCUUCUUUGCGUUUUGUCUGAGAAUCCAGCCGUGCGUAAACUUGCCACAGGCGUUGCAAGCCGACUCUUUGAAGGCCACCUUGAGGCAUACCGCCAAUUCGAUACCGGGCACCGUUUCGGCACAAAAGAACUUCGUGAUGAUAUCUGGAGUCGAAGCUCCAAAGUUCUACUUGCUUUAUGCGAGUCUGUCACCUCGAAAAAAGAUGAUCAGAGCUUACGCGAUCUACAAGACUAUCUAGAAGCACGUUUACUCCUUCUCAAGAACAUCCCGGAAUUGGCCAAAAUGCCGGAAGAUGCACCGGAUGUCAUCAAUGCAUCUUCCAAGCUCGAGACGACACUUCUCAUCUCUCUUUGUUCUGCCAGCAUCACAACCUGUCAGCUGGUGACUUCCUGCACGGGAUUAUUCAUUCAAGAGUGCUCGAUUGUCGACAAACAUGUAGAGUCGGCAAAGUCAUCAGCAUCAGUGCUUCGAAACGCUGAAGUUUACCGCGAGAUAUCUUCUCCAGCCUUCCGGUUCACUGGACUAGUUGCAUUCCAGAAGCGAGUAAGGGGUCUUUUGCGCCGCAUGCAAUUCCCAACAACGGGCAUCGUUAACGCCUGGGAGACCGCAUUCGAUCGUUGGCUUCAUCUUGCAAAGGAUGUCUCAACGUCAACUGUCGAGAUUGUGGAUGGAAGAGCGUUGGCCGAGUGGCGAAACUAUUCCGGAUUUUUAGCAUCCCUGGGUGGCAUUUGUACCGCCGACCAAGCCAUCAUUCUCGAAGAGCCCACUUUUGGGGGUCUAAGAUGGAUCGAUCGUGUCUCUUCUGAGCACUCCGAGGAACCACUUCUCACGAGAUACCUGAGACUCAGUAUUCAGCUUUUAGCUUGUGCCAAUGUGAGAGUACGCGAAGCAAUGCGAGAUGUGCUUGCCAGUGAAGUCUCACCUGCGCUUUACUAUCCGUUGUUUCGAGCCUUAGAAUCUGAAUUAGAAGUAUUAUUCACUGGAGCUCUGGCCCCUAUUGAGAAAGACCAGGAUAGUGAAGUGGUAUUUGCUGAGCAAGCCGCAUCUUUACUUCGGGCUCUUGUGGAAAGACUAGAAAGCCCCUCUGAUCUCGGAGCUGCAUCUUCAGUUCACCUGGGUGCACUCACACUGAACUUCGCGAAGUUCCUGGAUGGUGUCACCGAUACACCCAAUACGCUGAGGGUCAAGAUUCGGGUUUGCCACCUGUGCGAGGUGGUGACGAAGCGAAAAGAGCACCUAAACUUGCGAGACGAUGUUCGCAUUCGGAACCAACUACUUGAAUACAUCUUCGGCUGGAUUGCGCGCCCUCGCUCACCUCAGCAUGGCCCUGGCUCCAGGCAGGACGACACGGCUCGUGUGCAGAAAGACCUUGAUAAGGCUUGUUUAAAAUCACUGGCUGAUUUGACUUUCCGUUUGCCACUGCAACCCUCCGAGAGCCAUACUGAUGCUGGCAUGAGCGAGAUGAAGUCGCAAAUGUUUCAUACAUAUUUCAACCGCUUUCUGUCCUUACUCAACCAUGAGCCAUCAGAGCUGACUAGGACUGAUACGAACUUGAGUGUCACCCUUCGUGAAGAGUCUGCAUCAAACUCAGAUUUGGCGAUCACCAUCUUGUCCAACUUGCUUAGUGCCAACAUCGAUGUUGGCCUCAAGCACUCUCUUAAUAUUGGAUAUCAUGACAACGUUGAGAUCCGCACUGCGUUCGUCAAGGUCCUCUAUAAUAUUCUGAUCCAAGGCACUGAGUUUAGCAACCUGACGGACUCAGCUGUGAGUGAGAAGUAUGAGGAACUACUCGAGUUACUGACCAAUGAUCUAUCCCUGGCCAUCUCGAUGGCCGUUGCUUGCCCCAGCACUGAGGUGGAUGAGCUCACUAUCUGCCUGCUCACUGUUUUUGAGCAACGAGGAAUGAUCUUUGAGCUUUUGGAGGCACUUAUCAAACAAGAGAUUGAAGAUACCGAGAAUGAGGCUGAGAUAUUGCGUCGAGGGUGUGUUGCAACCAAGAUGCUAUCAGUCUAUGCCAAGUGGAAGGGUGCUUCGUAUAUUCGAACGACGCUCCAAAAGGUCUUGGAGCGUCUUAUGCUGACAUCUAAGGAUCUCGAUCUUGAGCUUGACCCCGCAAGAGUCAGCUCUACAGAGGAGCUUCAGAAAAAUGCUCUACAGCUGCGCAUUGUGGCCAAGGUUUUCAUUGACGACAUAUGCGCAUCUUCUUCCAACAUUCCACCCGCUUUCCGCAAGAUUUGUUACACCAUAUCAAACGCAGUCAUGCCAAGAUUUCCCGAUGCCAAGUACACAGCCGUGGGAGCCUUCAUCUUUCUACGGUUCUUUUGCCCAGCUAUCGUUGCCCCUGAAGUCGAGGGCCUCGUAUCGACAGCACCGUCUAAAGAAAUGCGACGUGGCUUACUUCUGAUUGCCAAGGUCAUACAAAACCUCGCCAAUAACGUGCUGUUUGGGGCAAAAGAACCCUACAUGUUUCCCCUUAACGACUUCCUGACACAGAAUAUUUAUCAUGUUACGACGUUCCUCCGCGAGAUUUCGGUUCCUCCCAAUCAGUUGGAAGUGCAACGCACGACGGAAUCGUUCGAUUUUGGAUCUUGCGUCGCGCUACAUCGUUUCCUUUACGACCAUUGGGACCAUGUCCGCCAAACACUGAUCUCGCGCGAAAGAAAGGAUUACGGCAGAACAUCUGGGGAUGUUGUUCGGGGUAGAUCACCAGUCUUGGAACCGUUGAGAAACCUGAUUGCGAAUCUUGGUCCACCACCGCUUGCUGUUUCGUGGAACAGGCCCCAAGUCUCAUCCAAUAGCCCACCACUGUACUCUCGAUUCCAAAACUUCAUGCUCCGGAAUGCCUUUCGAAGUACGGAAUCAUUCUUGACAGCACGUGCUGUUUAUGAUGGAGGUGAAAGCAAGGACGGCUUGUCUAUCAUCUGUGUCAUCUUGCGUCAUAUUGAGACGGAGAGCAUCGACUAUGACACAUUGCUAUAUUGCUAUCUCAAAAUUGCCAGCAGGUUAUGGCACAGACCGUUUGGCAUCUUGAUCGAUGCGACUUGCUAUAAUGGCCGCAACGAGCCCCAGGAUGACCUGUUCAAGAAGUUAGAGCUCCUAACACCCUCAGAACUGUCACAAAACCUUAGUCGUAUUUAUGUCUAUAAUAUGAACAGUGCAUUCAAGCGGUGCUUUCGACGCCUACUGAGGGUAUGCACGAAGAACGAGAACGGCGUAUUUAACCCUAAAAACGUCGAAUAUCAUUUGAUAGGAAGUCUUCAGGACUUGCAGGCGCAUUUCCACCUCAGCCAGCUACAUCUGCCUAAGGAAACAAUCAGUGUAGUGACUGAUACACGAUACGUCUUUCAACCAAUCACCCGCCUGUCAAAGUCAAAGGGCAAGAUUGAAGUAAUUAUCAAAGUUGGCAGCCAGUUUGUCCAAGUAACAACCACGAAGAAGCAAGAGAUUUUCGCAGGAUUUCGUUUGGGGACGACCGUGAACGACAUUUUCCGGUUGGGCGAAGUUGAUGAAGCACCAACAUCCAUCCAGACUGAAGAUGAUUCGGCUUUUGGCUUACGAGCUGACAACGGGAAGAUCGUGAUGUACUUUACGAGCCCAAAGAAGUCCGAUGUGCUUCAGACGAUCCGGGGUGCCAAGGCCAAGCAUGGCAAGGAUAGCAGGGCUCACAAAUCUGUUGAGCGCCUUAUCAGGCCACAAGAUGUGCCAGGUACGCUGUUGAAUCUUUCACUGGCGAAUUUGUCGAGCCAUGAUCACAUCCUGAGGCUGUCUUCCUACAAUCUUCUGGGGGCUCUUUGCCGGGCCUUCAAAUUCAGCUCCGCUUCACGGAUCGUCUGCACCAAAGAUGUUUCUGUUCCUUUAGAUCCAACCCGUUUCGUAGUGGAUAUCAGUAAGGAGUUGGCACUGAGUGAGCCUCAGUUGACGUCAGACUUUUUGACAGAAUUCUUCGUGGGCUGGGAAAGCUUCCCUGAUGAACAAAAGCCUCUGAGUCUUGCCUACAUGGCUCCUUGGCUUCCUGGUCUACGGACCAACAUCCUCACAAGCGAGCUGGAUGGGGAGAAAGGGCGAGAAAGAGUCGCAAUUCUAUUUCGAAAGCUUAUCGAUGUGACUGUCCAGGAUCAUUCACUUACUUUUGCCCUGGAACAAUCCGUGUGGCCAAGGAUUGUUCAAGACGAAAUCUUGCUCGAGGUUUUCCUGGAUGAGCUGCUGAAGUCAGCAAUGAGCUAUAGCGCGCAUGACGAAUCUUUAGAGGUCAUCGCGUCUAUCGUAGUUGGUAUCGGAACUGUUACUUUACGCGGCAAGAUCCUUUCAAGGCUCCGUAAAGCUCUCAACAGAUCCUCGCUCCGACCAACGAAGUACCUGCCAGACAACGCAGUCUGGUCUGAAAUCUGCGUCUUGCUUCGCUUCUGCCUUGCACUGUCUUUCGACAACGGGGUGCAGUCUCAACUUUUCCUACCGGAGAUCUUCCAUAUCGUGACUAUGCUGGCCAACACUGGUACUCAAGAGGUUCGGUUACUUGUUUACCGGUUGCUUGUCAACACGGUUCACGCCGUAUGUACAUCAUUCAGCCUGGAUGAUGCCAGAUCUAGCAAACUGCGAGCAAGUCUAGACUUUCUAUGCGAUCCUCGUAGCGACAUUUUCACGGCGCCGCCAACCUUCCCUCGCGAUGGUGCCUCAGUAUCGACUUCACAGGACGCAGGCCCCGCGUUGACGGCGACCGAAAAUCUCGCAUCUGCUCUCUUUGAAAUUUGCUCCGUCGCUGCACCAACAGUUGACCUUGCUAAUACAUGGCGAUCGAGGUGGAUGAGCCUAGUUGCAAGCACGGCCUUCCAGAAUAAUCCUGCUAUUCAACCACGUGCAUUUGCGGUUAUGGGUUGCUUGGCUCGGGAAGAGGUCGAUGAUGAUUUGCUCUACCAAGUGCUUGUUGCUCUGAGGAACAGCGUCAAUCGAUUUGGCGAGGAUCACAACAGCGAAAUGCUUGUCUCCAUCGUCACGUCGCUAUCGAAAAUGAUGGCAAAACUCCCAUCAGCAUCACGCUACGGUCUGCAACUUUUCUGGCUGGCCAUGUCACUCGUGCGGUUAGUACCUGCGACUCUGUUCAACUGCACUGCGCAGUUUCUUGAGGCGGUGCUAGCGAACAUAAGCACUGGAGAAGAGUUCCGAGGAGAUAGCAUGGCUUCACUACUUCUUCAAGGUCGAGCCCCGCUGGACGAGGCUGCGUUGCCCCUGGAGGAGAUAUACGGUAUACACUUCGAGGAAGAAUCCUUCCACCUCGCCGUUUGUGCAUGUCUGGCACGUGGACUAACCGACACCAUGACACGACAAAUCACCAUGCGUGUCCUAUCUUCUUUUCUAGAGAUGAUGACGGCAAAUGUGGAGGGUCGGGAAAAGGCUGAGAUGACCCAGACCUCACCAUAUCUGUCUCUCCUGACAGCCCGCGCUGUUGAAAAUGACGAAUUCAAAGACAGUCUCUGGUCUGCUGGUAUUGACGCUGAUGAAAUUGGGUUUGCUAAUGGAAUGCGCAAAUCGCCGGAUCUCGAAGGGAUGCCGGAUAACGUCGUCUUGUUGAUCACAGCAAUCGAACUUGUUGACUUCCAGUAUGUGGAAGACUGUGUGCAAAGGCGCAGUUUGGAUUGGCUUAACAAGCUUGCGACGGAACGCCCUAUUGUGGUAGAACAAUUAUCCGGAGCCAUUCGCUCUUUACUAGACGAUACUUUACUGCACAGCCAAAACUCGGCGACGUUAAGAGCUGCACAUACUCUUUUGCGCGCUCUGUCAUCGACCCAACAAUUUUCAAGAGCCACUGGCUUAAUGUCCACACUGACCGAGGUUUUGGACUCGAUGGGAUUUGGUGGAUUGUGGCGAUCAUGUUCAUUUGGAUCAAUGGAAGACGUAAACCGUGACUAUCUUGAGCUAACUGAGCGAUUAAUAGAGUUAAUAAUUAUUUAG
This is a messenger RNA of Fusarium redolens, 10779 nucleotides long. RefSeq lists its product as uncharacterized. Gene Ontology annotation, molecular function: 5'-3' RNA exonuclease activity; zinc ion binding; RNA binding. Gene Ontology annotation, biological process: regulation of GTPase activity; nuclear-transcribed mRNA catabolic process. Gene Ontology annotation, cellular component: nucleus. The transcript is spliced from 14 exons. The record is from RefSeq and is a predicted model, not a curated record. NCBI's taxonomy places the organism in Eukaryota, Fungi, Ascomycota, Sordariomycetes, Hypocreales, Nectriaceae. The coding region runs from base 1 to 10779 and encodes 3592 amino acids.